CCCGUGCCCGGCCCCUCAGGGCCUCGCCGUGCCCGUGAGAGACCCGCGGCGAGGGGCUGCGGGGGCUCAGCCGCUAAUCCCCCCCCGGCCCGCUCCCCGGAGCAGAUGGCGGGGCGGGACGAGCCGACAAUCCCCCUAAUCCCGCCGGGGCAGCGGGGCUGAGCCGGGCCAUGGCGGGCACGAGGGCGCGCGGCCGCCUCCUGCACUCGCUGCUGGGCCAGCUGUGCUGCGGGUGUGGCUGCAGCCCCUGCCGCGGGCUCCGCGUGUCCACGGGCACCCGCGUCCUCUACACCCUCCUGCACGUCCUGGCCUCCACCGUGUGCUGCCUCACGCUGUCCCGCACCGUGGCACAGGCCGUGAGGGAGAAGGUGCCCUUCUCGGCCGUGCUGUGCCAGCACCUGCCUGGCGGCACAGACUGCGAGCGGCUCGUGGGCUCCUCGGCCGUGUACCGGGUCUGCUUCGGCACCGCCUGCUUCCACCUGCUGCAGGCCGCCCUGCUCCUCAACGUGCGCUCCAGCACAGACUGCCGCGCUCAGCUCCACAACGGGUUCUGGUUCCUGAAGCUGCUGGUGCUGGUGGGGCUCUGUGCCGCCAGCUUCUUCAUCCCUGAGGACGGCUUCAUUCGAGCCUGGCACUACGCGGGCGUCUGCGGGGGCUUUGCCUUCAUCCUCAUCCAGCUGGUGCUGAUCACCGCCUUCGCGCACACCUGGAACAAGAACUGGCUGACAGGCGCUGCGCAGGACAAGCGCUGGUACCUGGCCGUGCUGCUGGCCACCGCCGCCUUCUACACCCUUGCCUCUGCCGCCUUCUCCUUCCUCUACAAGUACUACACCCACCCGGCUGCCUGCCAGCUCAACAAGGCGCUGCUCACCGUCAACGGCAGCCUCUGCGGCAUCGUGUCCUUCAUUUCCAUCACGCCCUGCGUGCGGCUCAAGCAGCCGCGGUCAGGGCUGCUGCAGUCCUCCAUCAUCAGCUGCUACGUGAUGUACCUUACCUUCUCUGCGCUGUCCAGCCGCCCUCCGGAGAGAGUGCUCUACAAGGGGCAGAACCUCACCGUCUGCUUCCCCGGCACCCGGCAGGAUGAGCUGCAGACAGAGGACACAACCGUUGCUGUCCUGGGGGCUGCCAUCAUGUACACCUGCGUGCUCUUCGCAUGUAAUGAAGCUGCCUGUCUUGCCGAGGUCUUUGGGCCCCUCUGGAUGGUCAAAGUUUACAGCUUCGAGUUUAAAAAACCUUCCUGUUGCUUCUGCUGCCCAGAGAAGAUGGAGGAGGAGCUGAGAGGUGAGUGCAGCAGGUCGGGGAGAGGCUGCAGAAACGCACAAACGUGGGCACCAGCGUCAGACCCCAGGAGUGCUGGCCAGGACAGGGUGCAGGAGCUGUUGUCAUCUUGCACUCUCCCAGGUGCAGAGCAGACGUGUGAGCAAGAGGAGCCUGCCAGGGGACAGUGCCUUGUCCAGGAUGAGCGAGACCGGGUGGUCUACAGCUACUCAGCCUUCCACUUCGUCUUCUUCCUUGCCUCACUCUACGUCAUGAUGACCCUCACCAACUGGUUCAGCUAUGAGAACGCGGUGCUGGAGACCACCUUCACGCAUGGCAGCUGGUCGACGUUCUGGGUGAAGGCGGCUUCAUGCUGGGCCUGUGUCCUGCUCUACCUGUGGCUGCUGCUGAGCCCCCUCUGCCUCCACGGCUCCCCCCAGCACCGGCGGAGCAGCCCAGCCUUGCGUGUCCUGCGGCGGCGACGCGCCCCACACCGUAUCAGUGUGUCCACGUAGUCCCUGCUGGGACGGACUGCGCCUGGCCCCGUGCACAGGUCAUGCCGUGGUCCUGUGCCCGGGCCCCGCCUGACCUCGUGUCCCAGGAAAAGGCAGCAUCAGAGCACCGCAGGGGGAUCGAGGAGGUGUGCGCUCUGCUACACCAGCUCGCAGGGACGCUGGUCCUGCAUUGAGCUGGAGCCGUCGAGGGGCCAGCCUGAGACCACCUGGGUGGCGGGUGCUCAGCCUCAGCCACAGCUGCGGUCCCUCCAGCUAGGGAGGCAGCUCCUGCCCGUGCACCCUUCUGGCAUCGCUGGCCCCCUGGCCUGGGGCCUGCCAGGAGAGCAGCGCUCUGCGCUGGCCACCUCCACUUCAGCUCGCCUGCCUGGCUGUGUGGUUAUUGUAAAUAGCUCCUUGAAUACAUUUUUUUUUUUUAAUGUAAAGCUCUGAGUUAAGCCUAUGCCAUCUGCCCCACAUGCACACAGCAGCCAUGGGUCUGGCAACGCAGGUGCCAGCAACACCCCAGCAGCCCCCAGCCCUCCGGGGGCAUGGAGCAAGGGGCAGGGGCCUGGCCUGAAAGGGAGCAGCCAGGGAGCGCCCUUGGUCCUGCCCCAGCUCACAGCCAGCACCAGGCCCUGCACCCAGCCCUGGCACCAGGGCUGCUCCCGUCCCCAUCUCCACCUGAUCCCCGCGCCCACUCCCCCCCCCCAGCUGCCCCUCUCCCACCACCGCAGUCACGCCAGGCUCCCACUCCACUCGCCGCGGCCGAGCCCAGCCCC
Molecule: messenger RNA, 2530 nt
Organism: Cygnus olor (mute swan)
Lineage: Eukaryota; Metazoa; Chordata; Aves; Anseriformes; Anatidae
Gene: SERINC4
Product: serine incorporator 4
Cellular component (GO): membrane
Source: RefSeq, a predicted model, not a curated record